CCAAAGCGGGUUUGCCAAAAUGUCGCACGGGGCCUCCAAGACACAGCAAGAAAUCCAAGCUGAGCUCAAAAAAUACAUCAGGCGCCGCCACCACGUUACCGACCGCAGGAUGAUCAUAUUCAUCGCCAUUGCAACCAGUGUCGCCAUUGCCGUCUCCGCCGCCAUCAAUGCCAUCAGUAAGGACUACACAAUCAAGCCGGUCACCAAUCGCCUGCUCGAUGUAUUGGGAGCUCAUCCCCGUGACAAUCCUGAUUGGUGUGUACCUCCUCAUCGUCUUCCCUAUUCUGCUAUGGCAGGUUUGGGGGCUCAAGGAUGCCUACGGUAUUCGCAGAGAUCUGCUUAUCUGCGAUACAGUCGGCAUUGUGUGCUUGGCAGUCGCCUUCAUCUGGGAGUUUGGACUCCACCAGGUUUCGUCGAUCUGGUCUUGCCUGUUCUUUGUCUGGGUGGCCAUGCUACUCAUCCACAUCUCGUCAGUCGUCGUGCCGCUGAUCAAGGCCAUCGGCCACUCGAAGCGUACCAAGCAUCAGAUCAGAAACCGCCACUCAACUGCAAGCAGCUCCGACAGCGAUUCUGUGCACGCUAACGAUCGCGGCGCUACCAAGAUACGUCGCUCAGACUUCAAUCGGGUGCUUGAUGACCCGUACGAAUAUGAGACGUUCCGCGAGUUCGCCGCCUCGUGCUUCUGUUCAGAGCUAACCGCCUUCAUUGACGAGUACCAGUCGCUAAAGACCAAGACCGUCACCGCCCUGGGCAAUGCUGACAGCCCGAUACUAGAGACCAGCAGCAGCUGGCGUUCGUCACUUUCGCUUGACAGUCCCAACGGCGAUUUUUACGGCGAUGUGUCGGUCCAUCCGCAGCAAUUCGCAUACAACAAAACGGCAUCAAAGGCCAAGCCGCUGACCCUCAGCACCGGUAUAUCGGUCAGCAUCCUCGAAACAGCUAAGGCUGCGUACCCACAGCACGAGUUCGCCGAGAACACGCAGUUCCCCACUACGGUUCUCGAUCGGCUGGUGCGCAUAUUCUCUAUUUACCUCAACCUCAACUCGUACAUGGCGCUCAAUGUUCCCUCAGUCAUGGUACGCAAGAUCCAGGACCAGCUCGACCGCAAGCAGAUGUCGCUGCCCAUCCUCGACGAGGUGAAGGACGAGGUGCUGUUUAUGCUGUACACUGACGUGUUUACACGCUAUCAGCGAACCCGCUAGAUGAUAUUAGCCAGGCCUUGUGUUAUAUAGUCUCCUUUUCCCCCAGUCUGUAGCAUAGCUCGCUGGAUAAAUUGCGCGUUUUGAUGACUUAGUCCCUAAACACUGACAGCGCCCUUUAUUAGGAAACUCGGCUGAGAAGAUGCAAUAUGUGCGCAGUGUCGACAUCCCAGUGCUCCGC
Molecule: messenger RNA, 1380 nt
Organism: Linderina pennispora
Lineage: Eukaryota; Fungi; Kickxellomycota; Kickxellomycetes; Kickxellales; Kickxellaceae
Exons: 1
Coding region: 168-1202 (344 amino acids)
Source: RefSeq, a predicted model, not a curated record